AAACUUAGACUUACAAAUAGAGAGAAAGAACCCCAAAACUCGCACACACUCAGUCAAGGAAAGGGCUCAGUGUGUGUGUUUGCACGCACUCACUCACAGCAAUAACAUCAGCAGUCACUCGUGUGUGUUUUGAUGAGUGAUGAUAAUAACUGAGUUCGUUCCUUCUAAAUAUUGAUUCAUAAACUUUGGUUUUUGGUGUUUUUUUUUUUUUUGGCUUUUCAGCCAUGGAUGCUUAUGAAGCAACAAGGAUAGUUUUCUCAAGAAUACAAACCCUAGAUCCUGAGAAUGCUUCGAAAAUCAUGGGUUUGUUGUUAAUCAAAGACCACGGUGAAAAGGAGAUGAUUAGACUUGCUUUUGGUCCUGAAUCGUUACUUCAUUCACUAAUAAUCAAAGCAAGAACUGAGUUAGGUAUUUCAUCAAACACUUGUUCUACACCUUCAACACCUUCUUCUCCUUCUCCUUUUUUCUCUUCUUCAAACCCUAAUUCACUUUCCAGACAGAAUUCUUCUUCGUUUUCGUCUUCAAAUUCUUCAACUGCUACUACAACUACAAGUAAUACUAUACCUAUUUCAACUAAUAAUAAUACUACUUCUUCAACUAGUAUUGCGACUUCAAGAAUGCUUAGUAACCUUAGUUUACCAAACCCUAGUUCGUGGGGGUCUUCUGUUCCUUCAUCUUACUCUGAUUUUCAGAACUCUGAUGAUUUUCUCAUCAGUCCCAAUUCUUCUUCGUCUCUUUCAUAUGCUGCUGCAAUGAAUGGGUUUAGCAACAGUAAUAUGAAUUUGGGCUCUUCCGCAGACCUGAUUGAUGAUUUCCAACUUCAAGAGCAGUUAUCUUUCCUGAAUGAAAAGAACAACAAUGAUUUCUUCUACCCAUCACUUGAGCAAGUUUCAAGUCCAAGUAGUAAUUCUGACGGUAUGCUGUUCCCUAAUUAUGCUGCCAAUUGGGGAAACGCUGCUAAUAAUUCUGCUGCUGCUGCUAUGAGUAAUGGUAGUCACAGAAGAAGUUGUUCUGUUACUGAUAUCUGCUUGGGUUCUGACCCUUUGGGUUCUGGUUUUGGAUGGAAACCAUGUCUGUACUACAACAGAGGUUACUGUAAGAAUGGAACAACCUGUCGGUUCCUCCAUGGUGAUUCUCCUGAUUCACCAUCCAUGGUGGGUUCUCCUUCAAAAAUUGAUUUCAUGGAACAGUGCCAAGAGUUACUCAGAUCCAAAGCUGCUCAGCAGCAACAACAACAGCAGCAGAUGAGGUUGAACACUGCUUCUCAGCUAUUGGGUACUAGUUCUUUACCUUACACUUCAGUGGCUGGGAAAUGCAUGAAUUUCUUGUUGCAACAGCAACAGAAUGAUAACCAGAGAGCGGCUGCUGCAGCAUUGCUUUUAGGAGAAGACAUGAAAUUCGGAAGGAAUCGAAUGGAAAGGAGCGAAUUCUCGAGCUCAGGAGGUGGAAUGAUUAACCCAGGUUCUAGGCAAAUCUACUUGACUUUCCCUGCUGAUAGCACUUUUAGAGAAGAAGAUGUUUCCAAUUACUUCAGCAUUUACGGGCCAGUGCAAGAUGUGAGGAUUCCAUAUCAGCAGAAGAGAAUGUUCGGGUUUGUCACAUUUGUGUACCCAGAAACUGUGAAACUGAUCCUGGCAAAAGGAAACCCACAUUUCGUAUGUGAUGCUCGUGUUCUCGUCAAGCCUUACAAGGAAAAGGGGAAAGUCCCUGAUAAUUCUUCAUCUGUAAUUAACAGGAAGCAACAGAACCAAGGUGAAAGAGGAGAAUAUUCAUCUUGUACUACCCCCACCGGUUUAGACUCUAGAGAUCCUUACGACUUGCAACAACUUGGUGGAGCAAGGAUGUUGUACAACAACCAGGAUUUGUUAUUGAGAAGAAAAUUGGAGGAACAGGCAGAGCUUCAACAAGCAAUAGAUAUGCAAAGUCGCAGAUUGAUGGGCUUGCAACUUCUAGACAUCAAGAAACACCACCAUAGAAAUUUAUCCAUGGGAGCUGUUCCAAUUCCUUCUCCAACUCACUCUCAUGCCUUCCUCAAUCAAACUCUGAUCAAUUCAAUGUCCUCUCCCAGGAGUUCCGAGACCCGUGAAGAAAAUUGUGGAAGCCCUGCUGCAGCCACUUCCCCUGGUUCUGAUCAGCUCGGAGGGGAUCAGCAUUCUCAGCAGCUGGCAGUAAAUAUGGAUGCUAAGAAAGAAGAACUCGUUUUUGUUGACAAUAUCACUGAGGAGAAACCCAAUGGGGAAAGCGAAGUCCAUGAAGGCAGCUCGGAGCACAAUCUUCCCGACAGUCCAUUUGCGUCUGGUGGGGAUUCUUCUUCUUUCUUCUCCACCGAUACAGCAGAGGCUGAGAGGAGCAUUGCUGCUUCCUCUGCAUUCUCUUCAUCAUUAUCAUCUCCAUCUAGUAUCCAUAGUAACGUAUUAGCAUCAUCGUUGUUUCCUCCAACUUCUACUCUGGAUAUGGCAUCCUUUAAAUCAUGUUUCUUCCCAAUGCCCAGGUUCUCUUCGGGGCAAGGAGCUAUAGAAAUGUAAGUCCGGGAUUGGGGCGGUUUGGCCGUCCAGCAACAGCGGGACUGGUUUCACUAGAGAACCGAAAUCAAUGAAGACUUGUUAGAUUCAAACAGAGGACAGGAGAUACAUUUUAGUUUUACCCCAAAUAACAUAAGUAGGAAUGUAGAGAAGAAAGACUUCAUCAUCAGGGCCGAUUGUCAUGUCCGUGACGUAGCCAUUGUAAUGGUAUGGAGAUUCAAAUACAAUACUACUUACCACAAUACAAAAUGCAAUACAUACAGAGAGAGACACAUGAACCUCAUUUGAGAUGAGACUACUUUGAGGUGUGAUCCCCACAGAAAAAAGCUUCUUGGAUGGAUGGAGGAUAUGGGUUAGUAGUAGUAAAAGCCCCUCCUGUAAGUUGUAUCCUUUGGCUUCUUCCCCAUUUUCACAUGAAUAAAGGAAAAAGAAGCUGAAAGAAAAUCUAGUGUCUAAUACUACUAAUUACAAAACAUCAACAACAACAUCAACAUCAACAUCAAUUCAUUGCAGGCAGAAGGGGAGAAAAGCUAAAGUUUUUACAGCUCAAACUUUGGUCAUGUAGAAUUGUAGUAGAAAAAGAAAGAAACCAAAAAGAAAAAAAGAAGAAAGAAUAUGUACCAACUUGUUUUAACCAUCACUUUUACUUUUUUUGCUUUUUUUUCCCCCUUUUUAUCUUUUCCCUUUUUUUCUAUUGUCUUUCUUAAUUUGUUAUUAAUAGAACACAGUAUUAUCACCAUCA
Molecule: messenger RNA, 3264 nt
Organism: Papaver somniferum (opium poppy)
Lineage: Eukaryota; Viridiplantae; Streptophyta; Magnoliopsida; Ranunculales; Papaveraceae
Product: zinc finger CCCH domain-containing protein 53-like
Exons: 9
Coding region: 225-2525 (766 amino acids)
Molecular function (GO): RNA binding; metal ion binding
Source: RefSeq, a predicted model, not a curated record